Molecule: messenger RNA, 1941 nt
Organism: Anthostomella pinea
Lineage: Eukaryota; Fungi; Ascomycota; Sordariomycetes; Xylariales; Xylariaceae
Source: the annotation of a GenBank genome assembly
AUGGCUUUCGCGUUACAGUUGCACAAAGACUUGGAAUAUGACCCUAUGCGGCCGAACCCGACCACCAAACUGAGCUUCAUCGAUCGGGAGAUCCGAAGGCGGACCAUGUGGGCUUGCUUCCUGAUGGACAGGUUCAACUCGUCCGGGACAGAUAGGCCGAUGUUCGUGAAGGAGGAAACUGUCAAGAUACAACUGCCCAUCAAGGAGAAUCUCUUUCAGCUCGACAUGCCUGGCCCGACAGAGGAUCUUCAAGGGGCUGUGCCGCAUCCGGUACCGGUCGACAAAGGCCAGCUCUCCGAUGCCAAAGACAAUAUGGGUGUUGCAGCCUAUAUGAUACGCUCAAUCGCUCUGUGGGGCAAGAUCAUUAACUUCCUGAAUCAAGGAGGUAAAGACAUAGACGAUCACACCAUGUGGGAUGACGGGUCCGAAUACUCCAGCCUCACCAAACUGGCCGAAGAUUUUGCCGACAGUCUCCCAGAUGGCCUCAGAUACAACGCCGAGAACCUCCGCCUACACAAGACGGAGGGCAUGGCAAACCAGUUCCUCUUCUUGCACAUAUCAAUACAGCAAAACAUAUUGUUCAUGAGCCGAUUCGCUGUGUCCUCUCCAGGAGGCUGCUCGCAAGCUGACGUUCCGCAGACGUUUGUCACGCAAGCCGGUGCAAGGGCGUUUGCUGCUGCUAAUAAAAUAUCCGAACUAUUGAAAGAUGCAGAGGCAUACAUGGUAGCCGCUCCUUUUGUGGGCUACUGUGCCUUCCUCUCGAGUACUGUUCACAUCUUCGGUAUUUUCUCUGGCAACGCGGCAGUGGAGACUGCCGCAAAGAAGAACCUCGCAACGAACGUCAAAUUCCUCUCCAAGAUGAAACGGUACUGGGGUAUGUUCCACUUCAUGGCGGAAAACCUCCGGGAACAGUACAAGACGUGCGCCGAUGCUGCAAGGCAGGGAACGCCUGCCAACGAGAAUUCUGCCGCUUCCCCAAUAUUUCAGUAUGGAGACUGGUUUGACCGAUAUCCGCACGGCGUAUCGCAGUCCGAGUUCAUUGAAGCUGCCUUGCUUAAGAAGAAAGAGACGGGUGGCGAUGCUGUUCUCGAGCAGAAACCCGAACUUCACACCGUAGAGGAGUUCUUCACGCAGCUCUCUCCACCGCAUAGCACCGGCGAAGUGAAAGAAGCUGCCGGACCGAACAGGCCGCCGCUGAUGAAGCGCAAAUCAGUGGCAAAGAAGGGUAGCACCUCGCGGAGCGGACCCCACCAGCUAGAGUCCCUCCUCACUGAUAUCACCGCUGCUGGUAUGCCAGAGCAUGUCCAGCGACGUAUACAACAGGCACAACAUCAUCAGGCACAACGCAGUUACGCCCGGCUGGGUGGUCAAACAAGUGGGCCAGCGUCUUUCCACCCCGUUUCCAAUGGGCACCCUCGCUCACAACCUGCAGCGGCCAAUCUCCACGCCCUCUCGCCGAUUUCCCCUGUAACAAUAAGCGGUUACCCGCACGGACAACAUGGCCAUGGCCAUCAGCAUCCGAAUGCAUUCUAUAACCACGAUCUUCUUUCCCUACCCCUCGCUAGCAACGGAGCUGGCAUGCUACCACAGCUCGAUCGCCAGCUUUUCAACGCGUACGGCGGACUAGAUCCGAUGACGAUCAACGGACCAGAGGCUCUCAUGGACUGGGAUGCGCUUGCCGGCAAUGGGCCGGGUGGGCCUGGAGGCGGAACUGCGAAUGGAUCGAACAACGCCUCGGGUGCUGGUACAGGCAGCCACGACAGCUUGCCCGCGGGCUUUGGUACGGAACAAAGCUCUGCAUGGUUUAUGCCCUUCAACAUGGAACCCCCCGAGAUGGGUCAGGACAUGGGCGGUAUGGUCGACGGCUUCGGUAUAUUCAGCCCGGGCGGUGUACCCAACACACCUGGCGGUGGCAUGGGCUUGCGAAGGAAUGGUCCAUGA